CCCUACCCCACCUCACCUCAACGCCAGACAUCCAUCCACUCACCCCCUCCAAUCCACCCACCGACCCUCCACAUCCACACCGAGGCCAAGGACCCACGUCCAGGACCUAGGCCAAGGUCUCAACGCCCAGACCCAGUGCCCAGCCAGUGUCCCGUGCCCCAGGGAUGCGGGUGCCAGGCCAGGCUGGGGGGGUGGUGACCCGCGCCUGGCUGGAGCCCAGCAGCCAGGCGGGGGUGAAGCGAGUGGAGAUGGCCCGCGGCCGGGCCGGAUACGGCUUCACGCUGGUGGGCCAGCGGCCCUGCCUGCUCAGCUGCAUCGUGCGCGGCAGCCCCGCCGAGGUGAUCGGCCUGCGACCGGGCGACCGCGUGCUGAACGUCAACGGCGCCGAUGUCUCCGAGGCAACGCACGAGGCGGUGGUGAAGCUGAUUGGCUCGUCCACGGGGAACCUGAGGCUGGUGGUGGACUGCAGCACCACCUUUGGACGGGAGGAGAACUGCGGCAUCGGCGGCAAUGGCGGGAUAGUGGAGAACGGCAUGAACGGCUCCGGCGGAUGGCCGCCGCCUCCCGCCCCCUUGCUGGCGGACUCCUGCUCCAGUGACGAGGAGCUGAUGGUUGUCCAGGGCUGUGGCAGUGGCGUCAGCAGUAACAGCGACGACUGGCGGGGCUUGCGGUCGAAGCUUAACAACGCUAACGACAUCAGCAAGGUGCCUAACCACCACCCCCACCACGGCCCUCGAAGGCUCUUCAACAGCAAUAAUAAUGCGGCAACGGCGUCGGCCGCUGCAACUGCAAUCGCAAAACAGGAGCCCAAAAACAACCUCUCCAAAGAGCGGCCCGUGUCGGAGCCCGAUCUCGGAGCCUACUUCGCCCGCUGGGGGCUCGUGAAGAGCAACCCGGACCUGCUGUCCGACUACGAGACGUCGAAGUUGACCAGCAGCGACAACAGCAACUACGUCAAGCUGGAGGCCAGCCGAGAGUCGGUGUUCGCCACGUCCAUCCAGAGCCUGGACAACCUCUCCCUGGACAGCAACACCCUGAACGUGGCCAUGGUGGUGGGCUACAUCAACUCCUCGCAGCUGGACCUGGUGACCUCCACCAUGAAGGCCGGCGUGGUGGACGAGGACGAGGAGCGCCUGCGCUGCGUCCACCGCUGCGUGACGCGCCUCAGCGUGGAGCAGAGCACGCACUCGGUGGUGAUGAUGCACGUGCUGUGCGACUGCGUGCAGCUGUGCGACGACACGGGCCGCGCGCUGGUCUCCUACCCGGCCGACCGGCUGGUGCUGAGCGCCGUGUGCCCGGAGGACCCGCGCUUCUUCGGCCUGGUGACGCUGGACAACGUGGACGGCAUGGGCUCGCAGACCUUCUGCCACGUCUUCUUCGUGGACCCGGAGCUGUACCGGCACGAGGCUCACGACAGCAUCCGGGCCCACUUUGGGUUCCAGUGCACCGCCGACGCGGACAUGGACACGGACUCGGCCGUAGGCUGCUUGGAGUUCCCCCAGAGCCCCGCUGCGGUACUGCAAUUUGUGUCGGUGCUUUAUCGCGACAUGGGCGAUCUGGUGGAGCGAUUGAGGGCCCGGGCGGAGCGGGAGGUCGCCGACAACGACGACGUCGAAAGUCGGACGAUCAGCACGCGGCACAGCGGGAGCGGGGACAGCGGCAUCGGGAACGCGUCCCCGGAGGAGACCAGCAGGAGGGGCCACCACAACCAGCAACACCACAGCAGCAACCACAACAACAAGGUCCUCUCCGCGACCUGGAGUCGUUCCAUGGGCCACAUUCCGGAACACGAUCCCGAGCAGCACGUCUGGACUGACCUCCGACCCUUGGCGCCAAGGCACGUGCUGAGCCAGGAUCAUCAUCUUCAUCUUCCUCUGCCGCAUCAUCAUCCUCAGCACCAGCCGAAUUAUCACCAACAGCAGCCCCUACAACAGCCCCCACAGCAGCAGCAGCAGCAGCAGCAGGAUCACAGGAGCGCCUUCACGGGCCGAGUCCGCCGCUGCCUCCUAGCGGAGCCGCUCCCCGGCAGUAGUCCCUCGACCCCAUCGUCCUCCAUCAGCGAGAUAGGCGUCCGAGUGCUGCCCGUCAUCAAUGACAAGACCUUCCUGCGCCCGCCCCCUCCGCCGUACGCACACGUCAAAUCCAUCAGCAGCAACAGCGUCGACGGCAUGGGAUUCGGAACGCCCGUGGCGCGCGGCAACAGACGCAAGAGCCAGCGCUGGCCCAGCGUGGCCAUUCGCACGCGCUGGCAGCGCUCUCGUCACCAUGACGACGACGGAGGCGACUCGAGCAGCAUCGGUUCCGGUGGGGGAGGCCGUCCGCCGCUGGCCAAAAGCCGGACGCUGCCCACGGGCAUGAACCAGGUGUUGGUGAACACCUACGUGGAGCCAGCGCUGUGCCCAGAGGGCAUGCCACCUCCCAGGACGGUCAGCCUGUACAACGAGCCCGUCAAGAAGCUGUUUGGCUGGAACCAGCAGAACGGACACCGGGAGAAGGAAGAGAAGGAGAAGAGCUCCCGGUUCUGGGGUAUCAGCCGGGCGAGAUGUUCCAUGCGCCGGCCCUCCGCCCACCCCAAGCGCCUCAGCCUGGCCCGAUCUCUGGAUGACCUGGAGUCGGCCGCGGCCUCCGACAGUGAGCUGCGCUGUGCGGAGCUGCAGGCCUGUGGUAGCGAGAGCAGCCUGAACAGCAACGGGAGUUUGCCGGGUCCCCAGAGCCACCGUCGCCUGUCCGAGCGCCGUGUGGCCUCCUGGGCUGUCAGCUUCGAGAGGCUCCUGCAGGACCCCGUGGGAGUCCGAUACUUCUCUGAGUUUCUGAAGAAGGAGUUCAGCGAGGAGAACCUCCUAUUCUGGCAGGCCUGUGAGUUCUUCAGCCAGGUGCCCGAGAAUGACAAGAAACAGCUAUCCCAGAAGGCCCAGGAGAUCUACAACAGCUUCCUUUCCAGCCAGGCCAGCACGCCGGUCAACAUCGACAGCCAGGCGCAGCUCGCCGACAAUGUGCUCAACGCGCCGCAGCCCGACAUGUUUAAGGAGCCCCAGCUGCAGAUCUUCAACCUGAUGAAGUUUGACAGCUACGCGCGGUUCCUCAAGUCCACCUUGUACCAGGAGUGCAUGCUGGCGGAGGUGGAGGGAAGGCCCCUGCCAGACCCUUACCAGGUGCCCUGCAGCCCCGCCCCCUCCAAGCACAGCUCCGACCGCUCAGCCCUGCACACGCCCAAAAAGGACAAGAAGUCGAACCGCUCCCACACAGACCUGCGCGAUGACACGGCAGAGAAGAAGAGGGCCAACUUCUUCUCCUGGACCUCCAGGAACCGCAGCUUUGGGAAAGGGCCCAAGAAACGCGACCUUGGAGAAUUCAGCUACGGUAAUGGCCGUCGCGAGUCUCAGGGUUCUCUGUCCUCCAGCACCAGCCAGGAGAUGCCAUCCUCAUCACCAGGGGGCAAGAGUGAGUGUGAGUUCCGCAACUCGGUGGCAGUGUGGGACCGUAACGACCGCUCCGGUGACCGCUCUGGUGGCUCCGGAGGGGAGCGUGACCGUGAGCGGUGGCCGCGGCAGUGCAGCGUGUCUCUGCCCGACGGCUCAUGCUGUGCCCUGCAACUGCAGCCAGGCGUCCCCGUACGACAGCUGCUCCUGGAGCUGUGCCAACGACACCAGCUCAACCUGGCCGCCGUGGACCUGUUCCUCAUUGGAGGAGAGAAGCCUCUGGUGCUGGACCAGGACAGUGUCACGCUCUGUUCUCGAGACCUCAGGCUGGAGAAACGCACUUUAUUCAGGCUAGACCUGCUGCCCAUCAACCGGUCGGUGGGUCUGAAGGCCAAGCCCACCAAGCCAGUCAGUGAGGUGCUGAGGCCUGUAGUAGCCAAGUACGGACUUCGCCUCCCAGACCUGGUGGCACGAGUGAGUGGAGAGUCGGAGAUUCUGGAUCUGGGCGUGCCCAUCUCUAAUCUGGACGGCCUGCGAGUGGUGUUGGAGAAAGCAGAUCCCUCAGGAAAAGAUAAGCCGCCCAAGACACCAAAGGGUCAUGCACCGCCAUUGGCCAACCGGAGCAUGUCCACACCCGGAGAUGACCGGUCGUCAGGGAAACGGAAUGAGGAGAAGAACAACAAUAGAGAUCCUUUCACUCCCGACGCCGGACGGAGGAAGCCCAAGAAGUCACAGAUAGAGGAAGCCGAAGAGUUCUUUGAGCUGCUGAGUAAGGCCCAGAGUAGUCGUGCUGAGGACCAGCGUGGGCUGCUCCGCAAGGAGGACCUGGUGCUGCCCGACUUCCUGCGCCUAGACCCCUCUUCCUCCUCCCCCUGCGCCACCUCCUCCACCCCCACCUGCUCCUCCUCCCACAAGCCCCCCCACUCCAACGGCCUCAACACAAGCGCCCCCCAGAGGUUGCACCAGCACCAGCGCUCGCAGACCAUCGAGCACACGGGAACUCACGGAGACGGCGGCGAGCCUUUCCGCGCUCCUCUCUCGCCCAUCCUGGCCGGAGGUCACCGGGGAUCGUCGUCGUCGUCAGGCGGCGGUGGAGGAGGUCAAGGACACCGCGCCCUUGAGGAGAUGGAAGGGGGUGGCGACUUGACCUUGGUGGCGGAGGGCGACAUCACUAGCCCCAAUAGCACCCUGUUGCCCCCUCCAUCGUCAUCGUCCGCCCUCCACACCCCCAUAGGAGGCUGCAACGCGUCCACCCCUGCCCAGGACAGGAGCCUGCCGGCGGCCGACUACACUCCGCCGACCCCCUGUCUCCUGCAGCAGCAGCAGACCCCCGGAGGAAGUAGCAGCGGCGACGUCGUCGGACAGGCGUCAGGUAUUUCACCCCAUGCGUGACGUCCCGUCGCCCCCGGUGUGCUGGCGUGUGUGUGUGCGUGCGCGUGCGUGUGUGUGCUGGCUUGGCUGCUGCUGGAGCACACGGACUAAAUUGACUGACUGACUGACUGACUGACUGACUGUCACACUCAAUGGCUGUGUUUUAGAAUGGUCAUCAUGGUUACAUUAGAACCUAUUCUAGUGAGCUAAAUGAAUUUGAAGCAUUUUCAACUGCCGAUAUUUAUAUUUUUUUCAACAGAAGGCUGGCUUUCCUGGUUGGAAUUGGCCUUUUUCACAUGGCGUCAGAUAUCUUCAAUUCAAUGUAUCUGAAGCAGGAAAUGUGGCAGUCAUCUUGAACCCCACUGUAUAAAUACGGUGUUGUGAGGAGGGACAAGACACUAGCAGCCAACCAUGUGAGCACAUUUUUUGACCGACAGCAGUUUCCAACAAUCAGAGGUUGAAUUGUGCGCAGCUAGAGUCGCGCAGCCAGGAGAAAACAAAUAUGUAGAACCCAUUGUAGAACCCCUCACAAUGGAAAAAAGCAAAUAGGUAGCCGCCUAAAUCACGCCCCUCCAUUGGAACUACUGUCAUAUACCGGUAAUAAGAUCCGAAAACAACCAAUGAGGGUGAGAGGAGAGACCUUUUCUGGACUCUUAUUCUCUGUGUUUUUAUGAUCUUGGGUCCCAUGGGAAGGCAUUACUUAGGCUUCCUCUAGCCAACAUGACGUGCCUACUCGACAUCAAGGUAUUUCUGAUUGGCAGUUUCAACCAGGAAAUCCAAUCUUCUCUUUCUAAAUGGACAGCUGAAAAGGUUUCAAAUCCAUUGAACCGUCAUUGGAGUCAUUGGUUUAGAUUAAAAAUGCACUUUAGAACCCUCUAGAACCCUUUUUUAGAACGUGGUAUGAAUGGGCACACUGGAAGGGCGACAUCCAGAUCAUUUCUUUCAUUACUGUUUCUUUUUUUAUUCCUUUUUUAUUAAUAAUGAGUUUGUGUCUAUAAGGUGUUAGCACAGGCUAGUUCAGCGAAAAUCAUUGUGAAUGUGUUUGUUUUUGCAUUCUAUGAGUUCAUUCAUUUAUUUUCAGCAAACAGUGAUUUUUAUUUUUUAAAUCAGGUUAAUUGCAUCUUUUUAAAUCACAAAAUUGUACGUAAUCAGUGAGGCUAUCACUUUCCAACAUCAUCACACAACAGAACACUGAAGCAUCCUUAUAAUCAACUACAACACAUCAGAACGGUACAGGUGCUGUUCAAAUAUAAUCAAGCUCUCAUGUUAUUGCUGAUGAUUAUUUUCAUUUUCGACAAGACCUUAGAAUAAUGGUCCCUUAUAAAAAGCUUCAUUAACACUUUAUUGUGAGGACUUUUGGAGGACAAACUUCCAAUACUGCUGUGCUAUGUCUCCUGCAUAUGUUAAAAUAGUAUUACUUACUCUUUUAUUUUUUCUUUUAUGUUGAUAAUUAGUCCAUUAUUUGCAACGUCUUUAUGAAGCUUCACAAGGGACUGUUUUUCUAAAGUGUAAUGUCUUCAUCUGUGGUGUUGUGUUGUGCAGUGUUUGAUUGCCCUUCCUAACUGUCUUUGCCUGGCCUUCGAUGAGCUGAGCAAAUGUGUGCGUGUAUAUAUAUAUAUCUGUCUCUCUCUCUCUUAUUAAUUGAAUAAUCUAAUAAUGAAUGCAAUUCAACAAUGCUUAAGGCCUUUUUUUGUAGACAUGUAUUUUAUAAUAAUUAUUUGUUAUUGCGUUAUUUCUGUCGGAAAUAUUUUUUAAUUAUGUGUACAGUGUUUUUAAAUAAGAGAAUAAUGAGUUUUGAAAGGAAAAAAAACGAGUUAUGUAAAUUAGCUAUUUGUAUUUUGUUUUUUUACCAAGUAGAGAUGGCCUCAUUGUUGAAUUGCCAGUCGUCUAUUUUCCUUUGUAGACCUUGUGUAAUGAGACUACCAGCUAAUGCCCGAUUGUUUUUGUAUGUGUCUUGUAGGUCUAAUAAAUGUAGAUGAAAUCACA
This is a messenger RNA of Engraulis encrasicolus (European anchovy), 6776 nucleotides long. RefSeq names its product regulator of G protein signaling 12a (gene rgs12a). Gene Ontology annotation, cellular component: nucleus; cytoplasm; plasma membrane. NCBI's taxonomy places the organism in Eukaryota, Metazoa, Chordata, Actinopteri, Clupeiformes, Engraulidae. The record is from RefSeq and is a predicted model, not a curated record. Gene Ontology annotation, biological process: signal transduction; regulation of G protein-coupled receptor signaling pathway. The transcript is spliced from 18 exons. The coding region runs from base 165 to 4811 and encodes 1548 amino acids. Gene Ontology annotation, molecular function: GTPase activator activity; protein binding.